GACGUGUCGAUGCGGGCGCUGGCCUGAGACGCGGGACGCGGGGGAUGCGGGCGCUGAUCCUGGUUGGCGGCUUCGGGACGCGGCUGCGGCCGCUGACCCUGAGCCGGCCGAAGCCGCUGGUGGAGUUCUGCAACAAGGCGGUGCUGCUCCACCAGCUCGAAGCUCUCCGGCAGGUGGGGGCGCGGGGCGCGGGGGGCGCGGGGACCGCCCCGCCGCCGGCUGACCCGCGCUCCCGCAGGCGGGCGUCAGCCAUGUGGUGCUGGCGGUGAGCUACAUGUCGGACGCGCUGGAGGCCGCUAUGCGGGAGCAGGAACAACGGCUCGGCAUCCGCAUCUCCAUGUCCCACGAGAAGGAGCCGCUGGGCACAGCGGGACCGCUGGCGCUGGCGCGGGACGUGCUGGCCGAGGACGGGGAGCCCUUCUUUGUCCUCAACAGCGACGUGAUCUGCGAGUUCCCCUUCGCGGCGCUGGCCCGUUUCCACCGGCAGCACGGCGGCGAGGGCUCCCUGGUGGUGACCCGCGUGGAGGAGCCAGCCAAGUACGGUGUGGUGGUGUGCGAGGCCGACACCGGCCGCAUCUGCCGUUUCGUGGAGAAGCCGCGCGUCUUUGUGUCCAACAAGAUCAACGCUGGCCUCUACAUAUUUAACCCUGGCAUCUUGCAACGCAUCCAGCUGCGCCCCACCUCCAUUGAGAAGGAGAUCUUCCCCGCCAUGGCACAGGAUGGGCAGCUCUACGCCAUGGAGCUACAGGGCUUCUGGAUGGACAUUGGGCAGCCAAAGGAUUUCCUUACGGGCAUGUGCAUGUACCUGCAAGCGCUGCGGGCUCAGCACCCCGAGAAGCUACACUCGGGGCCCGGUGUCGUAGGGAAUGUGCUGGUGGACCCCAGUGCCAAGAUUGGAGCAAACUGUGUCAUCGGCCCCAACGUGACGAUCGGGGCCGGCGUGGUGGUGGAGGACGGGGUGCGCAUCAAACGCUGCACUGUGCUGGAAGGGGCCCGCAUCCGCUCCCAUUCCUGGCUGGAAUCCUGCAUUGUGGGCUGGAGCUGCUCUGUGGGGCAGUGGGUGCGCAUGGAGAACGUGACUGUGCUGGGCGAGGAUGUCAUCGUCAACGACGAGCUCUACCUCAACGGGGCCAAUGUGCUGCCACACAAAUCCAUCGCCGAGUCUGUGCCAGAGCCACGCAUCAUCAUGUAGCAGCCCCCAGCAGGCCCUGCGCUCCCAGCUCUCCUUGGAUUAAAUAUUUAUAUUUCCA
This is a messenger RNA of Taeniopygia guttata (zebra finch), 1250 nucleotides long. RefSeq names its product GDP-mannose pyrophosphorylase B (gene GMPPB). NCBI's taxonomy places the organism in Eukaryota, Metazoa, Chordata, Aves, Passeriformes, Estrildidae. The record is from RefSeq and is marked validated. Gene Ontology annotation, biological process: biosynthetic process.